Molecule: messenger RNA, 867 nt
Organism: Aegilops tauschii subsp. strangulata
Lineage: Eukaryota; Viridiplantae; Streptophyta; Magnoliopsida; Poales; Poaceae
Source: RefSeq, a predicted model, not a curated record
ACCACUUGUUAGGUCAACUUACAAUGGCCAUCGUCAAGAACAUUGCAUGCACAUUGUUCAUUGCUGCCAUUGUGGUGGCAGCCACAUUGGUACCGGCGGCAAGCGCCGCCAGCGACAAAUCCAUUGAAGAGAUGGAUGCAUCCAUCAAGAAGGCCUUUGACGCGGUCAUCGCCGCCGCCCCAGCAUCCAAAAGGUCUGCAGUAGAAUCUUUCGUGCUCAAGCAGAAAGUCGCUGCCACCGCCUCGCUCAAUGAGGCCGCUGGAGAUAAGAAGAAAGUUGAUGAAAUUGUCACUGCCUAUAAGACGGCCUCCGAUGCGGUCCUUGCCGCUAAACCCGCCGACAAAUAUGACGUAUUUGACAAGACCUUCAGCGAGGCCGGUCAUCCUCCCACCGUGAAGGCCGUCGACGCAUUGGAGAAUUCCUUCAAGGAGGCCAUUGGUGAUGUCGUCGCUGCUGCCCCAGCACCACAGCAGGACGAAAUGAAAGCCCUCGUGUUCCAGCAGACCGUCGUCGCUGCCAACACGCUUGCCCAGUCUGCAAAGGACAAGAAGCUAUUUGCUGCGGUUACCACCGCCUACAAGGUGGCUUCUGAUGCGGUCCUUGCCGCUGCGCCCGCCGACAAGUAUUCCGUAAUGGAAAAAACCUUCGCGGAGGCUGCUGAUGUCAAAGCAGCAUGAGUGGCACCUCGUCUGGCCUUCGAUGCACACGACCACCGGCGGAUUGAUCACUUGAUGUUAUUGAUUUUUUUUCCCAUGCAUGGAAACAGGCAAUAGUUCUUUUUGAAGUUUUCUCUUGUAUUGGCGAUUUUUAGCACCCCUGAUGCAGAUACUGGAAGCCCUCAUGGCCCGCCACCAUGUACUUAGAUCC